Priceomyces carsonii is the source of this 189-nucleotide messenger RNA. RefSeq lists its product as uncharacterized. The record is from RefSeq and is a predicted model, not a curated record. Bases 1 to 189 code for a protein of 62 amino acids. Lineage: Eukaryota; Fungi; Ascomycota; Pichiomycetes; Serinales; Debaryomycetaceae. The transcript has a single exon.
AUGGACUAUGCGAAGGAGCAAAACAUCUUAAAUAUGGAGCAGAGAAACAGGAACCAGAAGAGAAGAAACAAUAACAUGGGAAAUAACAACUACAACUCUAAUUAUAGGAAAUAUAACAGUCAUGGUGGAAAUAAAAAUGGAGGAUAUAACCGUCAUAAUCAGCACACUGCCAAUCAUAAUAGACUUUAA